This is a messenger RNA of Fusarium fujikuroi IMI 58289, 2043 nucleotides long. RefSeq lists its product as uncharacterized. Lineage: Eukaryota; Fungi; Ascomycota; Sordariomycetes; Hypocreales; Nectriaceae. The transcript has a single exon. The record is from RefSeq and is a predicted model, not a curated record. The coding region runs from base 1 to 2043 and encodes 680 amino acids.
AUGCAGUCCAUUCUUGCGCUCGUGGGCUUGGUUCUGGCUAAUUUGGCCGCUGCUGGACCUUGCAAACCCAGUGCUCCAACACCUUCCAGCCUUGCACUUACAUCGUCCAUCCGGACCGACGUUUCCGAAACAUCCGAAGUCCCCAGUCUAACCGUUCCUCAAUCGACAACUACAACUCAAGAAGUCGAUAUCAUCAUCACCAACGCUAUUGAGGGAGGAAGUCUCGCCGUCCGCAAUGCCAACAACCCUCCCAGCGAACUCACAAACUUCGGUGCGACUGGAAAUGCAGAAUUUCAUGAGGGAGGUUGCUACAAGGCUGACGGUAGUCGCGAUGAUGGUUGCGCUGCAUUGACUGCCUCUGGGAACCCAGCUGGAAAGCGAGAUACAGGAUCAUUUGCUAGUAUUUGGCAGACUCUCAACUCACUAAGCACUGGUUCUCAAAGCAGGUAUACCGUUCAGUUCUACUAUCUCGUUGCUUCUUUUGGUAGCCAGGAUUGCACUGUUGCUGCAUCUCUAGGCAGCAGGCAGUUCUACUCGCAGUCUCUGUCAUCUGUCGGAACCAGCGUGUCUUGGACGCAUGUUCUUGAGCAGGUUGAUGCUGAAUCUGCUUCCGCUACCUUUGCCAUCUCGAUCACAUGUUCUGGGAAUGGCAUCUCGGUUAUUUUGGUCGACUCAAUUUUCAUCUCCAAUCAAGUUACCCCAGCCAACAUUGGCAACUUUGUCCUCGACUUCGGCGCGCCCACUACAAACCCAGUCACGACCUCCGAAACAUUCACCGAGCGAACCAUGGACCCCGAGACCACCUCCGCCAGUUCCUCAUCGGAGACAUUCACAGAGAGAACCAUGCCCGAGACAACCACCACCUCUCCCCCCAACACAGACACUACACGUCCCGCGCAGCCAACCGAGACAGCUUGUAAGCCAACAUGCGACAUGCGCGACGGCUUCGACAACCACCCCGAGUGGAACUGCAGAGUCUACGGCCUCUACAACGGCUUGACAUACCAGCUCCCGAACCAAGACGAUGACGAGACACGCCCUUAUUAUGAUGGUGCCGAUGACUGUGCCGAGAUCUGUAAGACGCUGCCUGGCUGCAAGUCAGCAGGUUAUAUGUUUGCCCCCAGGAAGUGUUUCUUCUCCAACAAUGUUGUUACACGCUCUGAGGUCCGCGAUAUGUCGGAUGAUGGUAUUGAUGUUGAUUGGUAUGGAAUGGACUGUUUCACAUGCUCUGCCUGUGAGAAUGGCCCCGCAGAGACAACUGUUGCAGAGACUUCUUCUACGCCUGUCAAUACUGAUACAACAAUCGCCCCCGAAUCUACAACCCUUGCGACUAGUACCUCUUACAGCCCAGCGACUACGACAUCUCCCGCCGAUAACUGUAUCUACAACCGCGGUCAAGAAUGCGAGUUCAACCGCUUCAAAGACCACAGCGACACCCUCUGCAUCUGGGCCGCUCUCUUCACCGGCACGACAUGGAAAGAGUCCCGCGCAGACUAUCCCUACCAAGACGAUGUCUACCAAUGCGCCGCUAUCUGCCAGACUCUCCAGAACUGUGAAUCUUCCGCCUACUUUCAGACGGAGAACCGCUGCCUCUUCACCUCCAAGAAAAUCCAGCAAUCCGAUAUGGUCUCGCAUGAAGAUCGGCCUCAGGAUCACGCUGUCUGGAGCCACAACUCCUGCUGGACAUGCCCGGCCUGCUCUGAGACGGCUGUUCUCCCCGCUACGAGGUACUGCUCGUACGAGCAAGGUGAUAGCUGCCGCGCUGUGUCUGGCAAACCAGGUGCGUUGUGCAACUACCAGGGCUUCUGGGAAGCGUACAAUCAGUGGGACCUCGCGACGUAUCCUGACCAGAGCUCACCUGAGAAGUGCGCGGCUAUUUGCAUGGCGCUGGAUUACUGCGUUGGGUCUGGGUACAAGGAUGAUAGGUGUAUGUUUUCGUUCAGGGAGCUCAAGGUGGCGGACUUUAGGGACUGGCCUGAUCAUUCAAGGGAUGGAACAUGGAGCGAUAACUCUUGCUUUGAGUGCCCCGGCUGUACCGCGUAA